AUGCUAAUAAUAAACACACGCGGUCCCAGAGUGCGUGCGGUCCAACAGAACCAGAAAGAUGGCAGCUGCACAGGGGAAUGCCGGUAGUAGUAGUUGCAGCAGUAGUAGUGUCGAGGGUGCUGGUGGUGCUGCUGGCGAUGAGUUGAGUGGGAAUUCAAGGGAACCGGUGGCUGAGAGCGUGCCAGUGUUGCAAAGCCCACCGGAGACUCAAGCCUCGGUCGACGCUGGCAACGGCAAAACCGUGCAAGUCACACUUGAAGAGCCUGUAGAGGGCAAAAGGAUGUUGACAUCUUCUUGGACGUGGCACUUUGCGAGUAGAUUCAGCCCGCCCAUCAACGGGAAGAACGUGGUGUGUAUGGCGAAGAAGGCUGAUGGGACAACCUGCAAGCACCUCAUCAUGAAGUGGGAAGGAGCAGCAACCGCAGCAGUAACCGGCAAGAGAGGGAAAGGCUCGGGAACUUCUGGCAUUUCCAAGCACCUCGAGACAGCUCACAAGGUCGAGGUGGACAAAUAA
Molecule: messenger RNA, 514 nt
Organism: Ectocarpus sp. CCAP 1310/34
Lineage: Eukaryota; Phaeophyceae; Ectocarpales; Ectocarpaceae
Source: the annotation of a GenBank genome assembly